UAACUUUAGAAAAAAAAAAAAAAAAAAAAAAAGAAAACAGAGGAUAACUGAUCAGAGGAUUUGUGCUCCACCCUGGUACAAGAUUUCCAAUUCUAACACAGUUUGCACAUUUAUGAGCUGAUCAAGGAGAAUGACAAAUUUUAAUCAAAGGAUAGCUACAUAAAUAGCUCUUGAUAUCAUGAAUGACAACAAUCUUCAUUGUUAUCACCCACAGCUGCCACAUUUAGCUUUCUCUUUCACUCCAAAUUAAAGGUAGCUCUCCUACAGAUCCAACAGAAACCAACUAUACAACAAUCAUUCAUGACUGCCACUCUCUUCUCUCUCUUCCUCCUCUCCUUCCUCCUCCACCCGCUUCCCUCCACAGCCAACAUUCAUAAGGCCAACAGCCUCCUCAAAUCAAACUUCCUUACUGAACCCUCCUCCACUCUUCCUUCCAAACCCCACAAUGAGACCCCACCAACUGUUUUCUUUGAAGUAACUAAACCUAUCAAUGUUCCCAAGGUUAAAUCUUGUGCUUACACUGUUCUCCAGCAUGAUUUUGGCUCUACCUAUGGCAAAUCUCCAGUUCUUGCAAACUACACCCCUCCCUCUCAUUGCCCAUCUCAUCACUUCUCCAAAAUUGUCCUUGAAUGGAAUGCAACUUGUAAAGGAAGGCAAUUUGAUCGCAUUUUUGGGGUUUGGUUAGGCGGUGUAGAGCUUCUCAGAAGCUGCACUGCGGAGCCAAGAGCAACUGGAAUUUUUUGGUCUGUGCAGAAGGACAUAACAAGGUACUAUUCGUUGCUUGUUAAGAAUGAGACUCAAGAACUUGCUGUUUAUAUUGGUAAUAUUGUUGAUAGUACCUAUACUGGGGUUUACCAUGUGAAUAUAACUCUUCAUUUUUAUCCUGCUGAAGAGAGAGUGAGAUAUAAUGGGGAUGGCUUAAAUAAUAUGAAAGGUGCACAUGUUUCUAAGCCUGAUUUGAUCUUACCCUUUUCGAGAAAUCUGCCAUUAAAUGAUGGGUUGUGGUUUGAAAUUGAGAAUUCGACUGCUACGCAAUCUAAGGAAUUUGAGAUUCCUCAAAAUGUGUACAGAGCUGUACUAGAGGUUUAUGUUUCUUUUCAUGAGAAUGAUGAAUUUUGGUAUUCAAAUUAUCCCAACGAGUAUAUCAUUGCGAAUAAUCUUACCGGUAGCCCUGGAAAUGGUCCUUUUAGGGAGGUUGUGGUUAGUCUUGAUGGAGAGAUUGUUGGUGCAAUAUGGCCUUUUACUGUAAUUUAUACGGGUGGGAUCAAUCCUCUCCUGUGGAGACCCAUUACUGGCAUCGGUUCAUUCAAUCUCCCUUCUUAUGAUAUUGAAAUAACACCACUUUUAGGGAGUUUACUGGAUGGAAAGACCCAUGAGUUAGGUUUUAGCGUCACCAAUGCUUUGAAUGUUUGGUACAUUGAUGCAAAUUUGCAUCUUUGGUUGGACCACAAGAGCACAAAAAUUAAAGGGAAGGUUUCGACACAUGGGAGUAAGCCUCUUGUUUUUUCUUCGGUGUCCAAUUUCAAUGAUUUGGAUGGAACAUUCUUAUCAACUGCAGGGAGGUUCAUAUCCUCAAAAGGAUGGGUGAAGACCUCCUUUGGUAAGAUCUCUUGCCGUUUUAGUCAACAUCUCAGUUACAACAACUCAAUGGAGAUGGGUGAGGAUGGGAAUUUGCAGGUUAUGAAUCAGAAAAUUAAUUUUAAUGACACUGUUUCUUUCAGAAAUCUCAACUCUUCUGUUCAUUUAUUCAGAUCAGUAAAAGACUUCAGUUUUGACUUGUACUCUAACUUUUCUGAUCAAGGAAAUGGCAAUUCCUUUUAUGAAUCAAACCUUAAACUGGGAUUCAAUGAGAAGAAAUUAAAAGAUGCUGGUUUUGGAUUUGGGACCAGCUCUCUAAAAAAUCUGCAGAGUGGGCAGGGGUUUAUCGUUGUAAAGAACAACUUGGUAGUCAGUGGACUGGGAAGUACACAGCAGGCCUACAAAUAUGAUGAUGGUAAGUUUUGCUACUUCAGGAAUGUAAGCAGCUCAAACUACACCAUUAUUAGUGACUUGGUGAGAAAUAAAUGCAAUAAAAAUGAACAGUCUCACCUUGGUUUCGGGUUGAGUAGAAGGUGGCAAUUUCCUACUCGAAGGGGUGCUCUAGCAUCUGAGUUACUGAAUAACAAUGUAGUUUAAUGAUUUGGCUCGAUUCUUUCUUGAUAGCUUCAAUGUAGGAAUUCAUCUUAAUAGCUGCUCUAGAGGUUUCUGAUAUAUGGGUAAUCUGCAAACCAAAUAAAAGUGCAGUCUCUAUUUCUUUUGAAGACAACUUUGUGUAUAUUCUUUGUCUCUUUUCUCUCAAUGAUCUGCUUUCAAAUGGACUGGAUUUUUCUUGAGUAUGAAUGGGGCCGAAAAUUUCCUUCUUGUUUCAGCAUACAUUUCCCCCAAACAUGUGGAAAUUUAAUGGAGGUUUUGGCGUAAAGCUGAACUUCACAAAUAAUUUAACGUAGUAACCCGUGUUUCAGUUUAAAGCAACUGAUUAUUGUCUGAACUGAAGCCAUUAGGCACUGUAACGAUAGAAUUUGGAUAGUUCUCCUAGGCAAUUCUUGGUGUUCUUCGGAGCAUGAUCUUUAUAAAUGCAACUGACGUUGUUAAUAUGCAGAAAAAUUUGACUGCUCUAUACUUCUGCCAAUG
Molecule: messenger RNA, 2670 nt
Organism: Hevea brasiliensis (rubber tree)
Lineage: Eukaryota; Viridiplantae; Streptophyta; Magnoliopsida; Malpighiales; Euphorbiaceae
Product: peptide-N4-(N-acetyl-beta-glucosaminyl)asparagine amidase A-like
Exons: 1
Coding region: 301-2175 (624 amino acids)
Cellular component (GO): vacuole
Source: RefSeq, a predicted model, not a curated record